AGAGAUUACAUGGCAGACAAUUAUGUAAUAAAAUUUCUGAAAAAGGACACGGAUCACAUUGAGUUUGCAUACUUCGCCAUUUUCGACGGACACGGAGGCCCCGAAGCAUCAGCUUUUUGUAGAGACAACCUUCUUAACGAAAUAAUCAAGUAUGAUGGCUUUUGGACCGACGACGACAAAAAAGUUUUGGAUGCUAUAAGAAAAGGUUUUCUUGAUACUCAUCGCGCCAUGUGGAAUGUACUUGGUAAGACUUAAGUCUUAAAGUUAAAAUAAAGAGUCUUAACUUCAUUCAAUUUCAAAUAUAUUUCAAAACCCACUUUUCUGCAAACAUAUACUAUUGUUUACUUUACUCUAUACUAAAGACAAAGAAUAAAACCUGGAGACCGGUUUUUCCCAACGUGGAGCCCAGGCCCCACAGGGGGGCAAUUUGAUGGUAUAGGGGAGCGAUUCGAAAAUGAGCUGUCUAGAGUCUAGAAUUUGAAAUCCAUCUUGAGGCGCAUUGGAAGGCCACACAUAGUAGUUGUCAUAUUAUUUCAGAAUUACAUUACUUUCAAACAUUAAAGAAAAAAUAGGAAAAAGAAAACCUUAAAUCUGUUUACUGCUCAUACUGCGACUGUCAAUCGUACGCUUGAGGCUAGUUAAUAGUUAUGAAAUUUAUUCAUUCAUAGCUAAAUUUGGGAAAAAUCCUACUAUAGAGAGAAGUUAAUCAAACCAUGAAUAUCAGUGUUUCUUAAAACUUUUCUGGAAAAAGAUGACAAAGACGUGAAAGUUAUGCCACUCAGUAGCAAAAGAAAAGAUGAAAUGUGUGAUUUUGAAAUACAAAUUGUUGAAAAGCUGAAAACAAAAAAACUCUAAGUGCCGCAAAUGGAUGAAUCGGCUAAUCCUAGUUACGAUUGCCACGACUUAUUUACCAGGGAGUGACUUCCCUUUGUUUAUUUUUACUAAAUUAUUUUAGGGUUCAGGUUAGGCAUAGGGAUCAAUGUAUAGGGUUCAGGUUAGCGUCUAUUCAAGCUAUUUUGUGAAAAACAAAUUGCAGACCAUCUGAGACUUUUACUUGAAACUGAAGUAAGGUGGCUCUCGAAAGGAAAUUGCUUGAAAAGAUUUAUGGAACUAUUUGACACUCUUGUUGACUUUUUAAGUGAGAAACCUGAAAUGAAGUACCUGUUGAUGCUAAAGUAUUUGUGAGUUAUUUAUUUAGAGAUAUCUUUGAAAAACUAAAUACUGUAUAUUAAAUAACCAUCUUCAAGGAGCAAAUAAAGACUCUUGUUGAUGCAAAAGCAAAGAUAUUUGGUUCUAUUACAUUUAUUGAAUUGUGUCAGAAAUGUUUGUAACAAAAAUGUUGAAAAGUUUCAUUGGCUCAAAAAAAGUGAAGUGAUUGAUACCGCUAUUAAAAAUUAUAUAUAACCUUGGGGAGGGGAGGGGGGGGGCAUAUGAAUUUUAGAAAGGCUUUGGUGGGGCGUGGCACUUAAAAGGUUGGGAAACACUGUUAUAGUCUAUAUAGUGACUUAAUUGUGUUAAUAAAAUUAGGCCUAUGGUACUAAGGUGCAGUUUGAAUUUAUUUAUUUUCUUCACUCUGCAAUAGUGAACACUACUAUUAUUAUUGCUAACAAAGCCAAGGCCUUGUAAACAUGUCUUAAUUUAUUCAAGAGUUGAUGUGUUGACAGUGUAGGCCCUAUAAUAUCAGCCUUAUACUUAUGCACAUAAUAACAUAUGCUAUAUGAAUAUUUAAUACUAGAAUGAAUAUAAAUACUCAUUCAUAGUAUAAAGCUGAGAUUAAGUUGAAAAAAAAAAAAAUUCAACUCAAGCAGUUUCCAGAGGAAUUAACAAAAAAGGCUCUAACUCAAACAUUAUGUCCUUUUCAUGUCACAUCAUUUACUAUUCCAUUGUUAAUUGUUUUUACCAUUAUGCCUAUGUCCAAUAUAUUUUUAUACAUGCUAUUGUUUUACAGUCUUGUAAUGCAGGGAACUUUUUACUGUUUCUUGAUUCUUAACAAUGCAGAAUCAUGUAUAGUUAAAUUAAGCACAUAUAAUGGCAUUCUAAGGUGUCCUGGAAUUAAAUAUUAUAUUAGGUGUAUGUUUUGUUAAAUAACUUUAGUCAUAGACAGGAAGUUCAUGCUUUCCCACUGCCAUUGUUUGGCGGUCUAUAAAUAGUAUCUAUAUUUAUACACAGAUAAACUGUAUACAUUGAAACUUGUAAUUAUGGGAUGUUGGGGAUGCUUUCAGGCUCAGAUCGUAUUUUGUCUAAACUUUCUUUCUCUUAUAUUCACUUGCAAUAGAUUCCUGGCUCAAGAGUGUGAUAGGACCUUGUCUUGCUGGUACAACAGCCACUAUAACAAUUAUCAAACAAGGAAAACUCUACAGUGGACAUGUUGGUCAUUCUGCACUUGUUCUAGGGGAAAAUGAUUUAUGUGGUGGAGGGAAUCUUUUCCAGGCUAUUUGUAUUACAAAGGUAAGUUAGUUUAUAAAAUAAAGAAUUAAUUAUCAAGUAUUUGUAUUGCAAUAUAAAAUAUAAUUAUUUUAAAAUUUUUAUUCAAGAAAGGAUAAUUGGAUUUCCAGGACAGAUAUAUACAAUAAAUAGUCAAUAAUUAGAUUAAAUGACAAUGUAUUUAAUUUUUGCAAUGGCUUUCUAAAGACUUUAUGCUUACAAUACUAUUUCUUCCACUAGGACCACAAACCUGAUGAUCCAGAUGAACGUCUUCGCAUAGAGGACUCCGGUGGGAAAGUUAUUGUUAAAAGUGGUGUGCCACGAGUAGUAUCCAGAAAACCAAGAACGAAUCGUGAAAAAUUUCCUACUUUGGCAGUUGCCAGGUCUCUAGGUACAUUAAGACAAAUAUUUGUAUUAUACAGCUUUAUGAACCCUUCCUAUUCACUAAUUCUGUUACCUAUUAUAAAACCAGGGGCCUUCUGAUAUAAUAGCUUUUAAAAUGGACAAGACUUUCGUAGAUGUAAUGGAAGUAUUAGCCUUUUAUGUCAGUGGGGGUCUGUUAGAUUUCAAAUACUUAAUUAACAUUGUUACUAAGCCAAGAACUGCAAGUUGAUUUUAUUUCGUACUUGAAAUUUUUCAGCAAUUUUUUAAGGGGCUGGAAUAAACUUAGUAGUUGUUGGUAUUCAAGUACAGCAGCUAUCACAGUGGGGAAGGUUAACCCUGAUGUUAAAACCUCAAUGUAUUAUCCUCUUCUGAUGUUUUUGGUGUUAUAUUUUCAAGCUUAAAUGUGCACAUCAACUGGUUCUCUUUUUAUAAAAAAACACGAUUGCCUUGGCUUGGGAAUAUUAUUCACAAUAUAACUUGGAUAAAUUAUUUGUAUUCAUUUAUAUUGCUGCCCUGCAGUCUUUGUUUUUUGGUUUUUUUUGGGGGGGGGGGUGUGCUACAGAUUGUGUUAGAAUUUUUUUUAAAUGUUUGUAUAGUGACCAGUUGUCAUCUGCCCAUUAUUGCAACUGGUUGGUAGUUAUGUUUGCAAUCCAUACAUUUACCAUUAGUGUAUCAUUAAUAUUAUUCACAAUAUAACUUGGAUAAAUUAUUUGUAUUCAUUUAUAUUGCUGCCCUGCAGUCUUUGUUUUUUGGUUUUUUUUUGGGGGGGGGGUGUGCUACAGAUUGUGUUAGAAUUUUUUUUAAAUGUUUGUAUAGUGACCAGUUGUCAUCUGCCCAUGAUUGCAACUGGUUGGUAGUUAUGUUUGCCAUCCAUACAUUUACCAUUAGUGUAUCAUGUAAAUGCAUGGUGCAUCUUCCUCUAAAUUAAAGAUCACUUCCCAUCUUUCUACAUGUUUCAAAUAUUUGACAAUCUGAUGGGCACUUGUUACUAUUUCUUAACCUGAUCAUAGUGAGUCUAAUAUACAUUUACCAUUACUACCUGUAAACCAAAUAAUAAAGUAAUAUUUUAAUUUUAAAAUAACAUUAACACUGUAUAUUAUUGACAGAUUUUAAAUACAAUUGGCAUUUGAAAGUUAAAUGCAUUUGCAAACAGCCCCUUAGGGUUUUGGUUCAACCCUUCUAGGUAAUAUAAUUAUUUUAAAAACUUACCAUUCCCCAGGUGACUUGUGGAGCUUUGACAAUGACACUCAAAAAUACAUUGUGUCACCUGAUCCAGAUGUUGGUGUCCUUAAAUUGGAUCCCAACAAGCACCGCUGUUUAGUUUUGGCUUCAGAUGGCUUAUGGAACGUGCUGUCACCAGAAGAGUCUGUCAACAUGGUCAUGGAUGUUGAAGCUAAAUUUGAACAAGGAAUUAUAAAUGAUCCUGUAAGUAUUUUAAUGGUCACAUGUGCAUUUUUUUGCCCACCACCACCACUGUGAAUAGGUGAAAUAUCCAUGGCAUAACAAAUGUCCUACCAGAUAUCUAUUUUUCUAUUUAGCUCAGUUGGUAAAGAAGAGCUAUUGGUUGCAUUGUCCUGAUUUGGCCACUCAGGAGCCAUUGAUAUAUUAUGUAUGGACUAAUGGUGAAGAGGUGUUGCAUUUGGAUAUGAAGGAUAUAGAAAUUGUCAUGCUAGUGUUGCAAAAAGCAUGGACAUAAAUGCACCAAUUCUGUCAUUGUUAUCCUGAAAUUCUGACAGUUUCUAAUAUCUCUUGUAAACUUAGGUUUACCUCGGUUUAUUUGAAAUCUUUGAUUUCUAGUUUCUUUUUAACAAAGUCUUUAAAAAUGGCAUGUUUCGUAUUUCUAGUCAUACUGUUGAUCUGUGUUUUCACAAAUAACUCACUGGUUAUAGCUAAAGUAAUAUUUAGCAUAGUGACUGAUUGCGUCAGCCAUGCAUGUGACAAAAAUUGUGGAAAAGGGAAACAAAGGAGUGGGGUGGAUUACCCACAACAAUUUUGUCCACUUGCUGCCACAAACAAUGCAGCACAUCCAUAUUAAGUAAAAAGUACAUUACACUCCCCUCUCUUCAUAUGCCACUGUCCAAGAAACUAUUAUGACCUCCUAUAUUCUUCAUAUUUAUUGCCUCACAGAGCUCCAUGUGGGGCAUAUGCCACAAUUUAGGAUAUGCACAAUGUCAUAUGUCUUGUAUAUCUAAGUCUAAAUAAAUUAAUUUUUUAGGAGGUGUGGGGAGGGUUAUCAAGUGCUCAUUGUGUGCACACAUAGGGCAUGCAAAAAAAGAAGGGGAUUGCUUUAAUUUGACUUUUUUCCUUACAUAAUAUAUGGAUGGCCUAUUAGUUUGCUUUCAACUGUUUGCUCAUAUUUGUAACCGGGAUGAAACUUUCCACCAUUUUCAAGAGAAUUCUAAUUGCUCAUUGGAAUAUCCUCACCACUCUACUUUUAACUCUAAUUUUCUCCACACAUUUACUUUUAAUGAAACAUGACACCAUAAACAUUCCAGCACAUUAUAUAAUACCUUCAGUUAUGCUAUUGGCCUUAACAUCACAACUGACUUACAACAACAAUUGUCACAUUCACCAUUCUUUUUCAGUCUCAUAACAAGUAUGUGCACCGCUAAACAAAAAUUAUUCACAGUAAACUUGUCCUUCAAUUCCCUGUAUGUAGCUGAGGUUUAGAUAAUGGCAUUAUCAUAAAACGUCCACACCAAUUUUACAUUUUAAAAGCAAACAGCUACAUCAAGGUAUUUAAUUUUUUCAAAUAUUUUUAUUUAUUUCCAAGAAUGUUGAUGUUGGUCCCUGGAGCAACUCUGCAGAACAACUGGUGUCAAGAGCAUUGGAGAAAUGGCAGUCAAAAGCCUUAAUAGCUGACAACACAUCUUGUGUAGUAGUGGUAAUUGACACACUUCAGCCAUCUAAACUAACCUUAUGGAAACAACAAAGACAAGAAUUAUCAUCAGGCGCGGAGAUGCUCUGUCAGUUGAAUAAAACGCCACGUUGUCCUGAUGAAAAGUUUGGCGAUAAAAAUACCCACUGCAGUUUACGUGAGGGUCAUAUUUCGGUGGCGGAUCAUUCCAUGAUUCAGCCUGUUGACCAGGAACCAAAUGUGCUUGGGUGUUCAUUAACUGUUGGUUCACACUCAACGGCUAUUAAAGAAAGCCACAAUGAUAAUAUUGAUAGCCUGCAAAGUAUACAGAAAUCCUGUGUUAAAAGUCUCAUAUGCUCUAAUUAUAAUGCUGAGAUUGAGUCCGCAGAUAGUUUAAAAAAUAAUCGUCACUUUUUACAGAGAAUUCCAUCUGAUCGAAAUGACCACCUUAGAAGAUUGACCAAUCUUUAUUCAUGUGGAAGUCAAAACCAAAUAGAUGGACAUGUUACAGAGUUCUCUGACAAUCGUGCCUCUACUAGUGGGAAUGACAUUCAAAUUUUCAAGAGGGUGAAAAAACCUUGGGCACUUAAGCGUGAAAUGGCGUUUGUUUGUAAAGGAAAAAUCGGAGUGAAAAUUUGGGCACUUAACCGUGAAAUGACAGUUGAGUGUAAAGUAAAAGAUGUAACGAAAACACCCUGGGCACUAAGGCAUGAAAAGAGACUUGAGAUUAACGCUAAUAAUAGAUGGUAUAAAUGGAUUCAAAGAUUGUGAUAUUAGAUAGUGUGAUUGUAAUACUGUUUAGUGCCAACAUGCCAAGUGACUGUGAAGGCAGUCUUGAUAGUGUGAUUGUAAUACUGUUUAGUGCCAACAUGCCAAGUGACUGUGAAGGCAGACUUGAUAGUGUGAUUGUAAUACUGUUUAGUGCCAACAUGCCAAGUGACUGUGAAGGCAGUCUUGAUAGUGUGAUUGUAAUACUGUUUAGUGCCAACAUGCCAAGUGACUGUGAAGGCAGACUUGAUAGUGUGAUUGUAAUACUGUUUAGUGCCAACAUGCCAAGUGACUGUGAAGGCAGUCUUGAUAGUGUGAUUGUAAUACUGUUUAGUGCCAACAUGCCAAGUGACUGUGAAGGCAGUCUUGAUAGUGUGAUUGUAAUACUGUUUAGUGCCAACAUGCCAAGUGACUGUGAAGGCAGUCUUGAUGGAUAUAUUUUGCUGUAGUGUUAAUUUUACAUUUAAACUUGGUCUUUUCACCUGUUUCAAUUGAUUUUUAAAAAACAUGCAAGUUUUGACUGAUGUUAAUUGCUUCCUACUACGCCUACCUGACGGCAACACAACCUGGGAACUGUUUGAUAAAAUAUGAUCCCAACUAUUCUGUGGUCUGUAUAACAACUAAUCUUUAUUCCUCAUUCUACAUUCAUUUUAUACCUCACAUUGCAUGAUCACUCACUCCGUUUCUCCAACCGAUAUUCACACCUUUAAGUUUAAACAUUCAUGAAAACAACUCACCAAGUCCCAGCAUACAACAUACAACAACACGGGAUUCGGAAAUUUGUUUGAAAGAAAUUUCAUCAACGGAAAUUUGAUCAAACAAAAGUUUUCAGUUUACACGAUCGAAUUUAAUUUUAACGCAUUCUUUUGUUUACUAUAUAGUAUAGUGUGUUCAAAGAGAAAUUUGACGAAAAUAUGAUUGUGUAAACUGAUAAAAAUAUUUGACCAAAUUUCCGUUUGAUCAAUUUUUCAUCUACGAAGUUUAACAAUAAUUGUCAGUCAUACAUACUAUUACAGUAACUAAUAAUUCAUGUAAACCAUAUUGUAUUGUUGUACAUUACAUAAUUCUGUUUUUUAAAUUUUAUUCAUUGAGUUUUUUUAAAUAUUGUUUUAAGAGCCAACAUAAAACACAAUACAUGAUUUUGUAAAUAAAUGUUUCUUGCUGUAAUGUCACUCUUGUCCCAGGUCUUUAACACUAUUGACAUUCUUUGUGCUAAAUUAUAGUAUUAUAACUCAGGUAUUUUAAAUGUUAGUUAAUGUAUGUGGCCUGGUGCUCUAACAUUUAUCACUUACACUAUUGGUACACUAUUGGUACACAUAUCUUUUUUUUUUAUGUUCAUG
Messenger RNA from Lymnaea stagnalis (great pond snail), 7773 nucleotides. The record is from the annotation of a GenBank genome assembly. NCBI's taxonomy places the organism in Eukaryota, Metazoa, Mollusca, Gastropoda, Lymnaeidae.